AUGCGGAUCAUUGCUCCUCCACCUCCAUCCUACGGACUGCGGUACAGCGAAUCUGAUGUCCCAGAGCGCUUUGAUCCGUCGUUCCAGCUGCCUCCAAGCGCCAAUCGCAACAGCUUGGCAGCUCUAGAGAAGCCCACGGGCUUAAACGACCCAUUUGCACUGCGCGACAGCUACACGAGCGAGGCCAGUGGCUUCGACGUGCUCAACUUCUGGAACAUUGAAGCAGACCACGAAGCGUCCGCAAGCCAACUGCUGACCCCCACGGGCUUCCAAGACCCGUACCAUGGCGUCACCAUCGAUGUUAACAACCACUCCAUCAACAACCAGGGCGUGGUCAUGUAUCAUGUGGAUAUCAAGGGCCCGGACGGCAUCUUGUCCACAUACACUAUCCGUCGUCGCUUCCGAGCCUUCAAGAAUCUGCACACUGAGCUGAGCCGCCUCCUACUCGAGUACCAGGACUCGAGAGCUCAACUGGACGCGGCGCUGGCAGCCAGAGCGCCUUCUAAUUUGGACGGACCGGAGAACCACAUCCCGCUGAGCCCUCACAGCGCUGCGGCACUGGAGAAGCGCCCUCCAGUGUCCAAUACCAACUACAGGACAGUCAAAUUGCCCUCGUUGCCUAGUGCAGGAGUCUGGAGCUACCUCAAGCGCCACGACGUGCGUCUAGUGGAGCAACGCAAGAAACGCUUCCAGGAGAUUCUGCGACUGGCCAUUCGCCACCCGGCAACGAAACACAGCCCCGUGUUGGACGAGUUCCUGAGUGUAGCUCCCAGUGAGAUCUCACAACGAGGGUCGUCCUACGUGUCGCUACAAGACUACAGCGUGCCAGUAUUUGACCGACAACGCGAGUCCAUUGAGCGACGGCAGAGAAAGAUGAGGGUGCUGGAAGAUCGACGACUUCGUGCAGGAUCUGACAGCCAGUUUGGAGAGAGACCACACCAGUAAGGAAGAGGUGUAUUACAUUAAGCUGUAUCGAUAGUAAUGAACGUUUUCGUGACGGGAGAAA
This is a messenger RNA of Phytophthora infestans T30-4, 1006 nucleotides long. RefSeq lists its product as uncharacterized. The record is from RefSeq and is a predicted model, not a curated record. Lineage: Eukaryota; Oomycota; Peronosporomycetes; Peronosporales; Peronosporaceae. Bases 1 to 945 code for a protein of 314 amino acids. The transcript has a single exon. Gene Ontology annotation, molecular function: phosphatidylinositol binding.